Messenger RNA from Pocillopora meandrina, 4796 nucleotides. The record is from the annotation of a GenBank genome assembly. NCBI's taxonomy places the organism in Eukaryota, Metazoa, Cnidaria, Anthozoa, Scleractinia, Pocilloporidae.
CCAGAUGACAAAUAUGGCCGCUGAAAUUAAACAGGUUGUGUGGUAAAAUUUUGCAAACCGAUCUAUUUCAUUUUCUCUGCAUAAUGGGUCGAAUGAGUAGAUAUAAGAAGAUAAAAUCGUGUGACCCAUUUUAUAAAGGACCGAAGAAGGAAAGCAAAGCAACCAGGUGAGCGAUCUCGAGGAGUGCGUGAUACAAAUGUGCUCAUGGCUCUAACGCACUUACACCAUAUUGAUAUAAUACUUAAAGUUACGUGUAAUAUUUAAAUCAUUUGGAACUCUUUGAAGAUCUAUGAAACUUAUUUUCUUAUGACUAUUCUUAUUACGUACAGGAUUGGUAAAUUAGUUCAGUAUAAGGAGUAUUUUAUUGUUAAUAAUCGCUUUGGCUGGGAUAUAAACAGAACUACACAAUUGAUUUCGAUUUGAAUGACACAUUAAUAUUUCCGUAGUGCUAAGUCGCUGGCAAAGAAAGAAAAACUUGGUGAACAAGGAAUGCCAAGAGCUGCAAAGGAUCUCAUGAAAAGACAGCUAGUAAUGAAGAAAACGGCUGUAAAGAAGAGAACUGUAAGAAAGCAAAAGAAAACAGGUAAAUGUGAGGUACAUACUGUCACUAUCUAGUACAGGUGGCAUUCAAGGAUCAGAUUAUAGUAGAAAGUAUCAUAUUUCAGGGCCUUAUUCAGGGAAGAUGAACAGAAAAGGGCAUAUACCUUAAAAGCCUGAAAAAUUAUUUCUUCCACAGUUUGCAAGCCUCCUAGAUAUUAGUUGGGCACUACUACAAAAUGAGCCAUUGAGCCAUAUGAUGGGAGCAAGGCAAAUUCAGGAAACUCUUUGUUAUCAUACCAUUGAAUGGUAUAAGACAAGUUUGCCUCAUAUCUAGCAUGUAGGGUAUGUAGCUUGAUUUUAGGUUUAGAAUUUUCUUUAAGUUUCCCACAAAUGUUGUGAAAACCAAGGGAUAUAAUAACUGUAUAGUUUCCAGUCCUGGCAUGUUAUUUGGCAAAUUACAUGGGGUCUAUAUUAAUCCAGCCAUGCACUUGUUAUUGUUUGCCUUCUUUCUACUUUCAAACUUAUCAACAGCCCUGGGAUAGAUCAAUGUUUACAAAUUUUUUAAUCUUAACCCUUUGCACCCUAACAUCAGUUUCCAUAUUCCCCUACUCUUCUCUAUACAUUUCCUUUGGUAUUGAAAAGGAGAAUUCAUGUAACGAUCAAAGCUUCUUCUCAUUGUGGGUCGGUGAUCAUUACCUUUCCUUUCAUGACCUUAUUUAAGGAAUGAUUCAGCAGUAUUACUGUAGGGAGAAAUAAGGUGCUGGUCACUUUGGGGGCCAGUUAUUUAGACAAAAUUUAGCUGUUGUUUAACAAAACAGCUUUCUAAACUUUCUUGAAUUUAGCUAAAUCUUUUAUCUUAACAUUCAUUUUUGCAAACAGAGUCAAGAGGGCUGAAAUCUAGCAGUACAAGGACAUUUACUUAAUGAAAACAACCUUGAUGUAGAGAAUACAUUAGGCCCACUACUUGGGUAAAAGUUUGGUUUGGGUUAGAUCUCAUGUGAAUAACUGGCCCUUAGGGUUUAAAGGGUUACUUGUAUUGUUUAAGUCACCAAUUAAUCUUUUUUCAGUUAUUGACUGAGCUCAAAAGUACAGUUUUCUUUACUACUUAACUUUACAUGUGUAUCGCCCUUAAUAUUUUUUAGCCCAAUCAGAAAUGAAAAAGUUUCAAAGAAUACCUGGAGAAAGCAAGAAAGAGUACUUUAAUAGGAUUGACCAAGAGGCCACUCAAGAGGUUGCAGAGGCUUUGAAAGCAUCAAGGAAGAUGAGAGAUGCAAGAAAAAAGUAGGUCAUUUUCCCUUUCUUAUGCAAGUGUUCAUUAUGUUUUACAAGGGUUUAAAUUUCAAAGGAUAGAAUUGUGACUGGUUAAAAAGAUGGGUGCACCAUGAUCAUGCUGCUUGCUGGUUUAUAAAUGAUGCUGGGCUCAAAUCAAAUUAUCUUGUUGUUAAAAGCCCCAAGCAAGUCAUAUUUCAAUUCAGUACCAAAUGACUUACAUGACUGUAUGACAUUUCCCAUAUUUUUCUUGUCUGUAAUAAUCUUGGUUUUCAGCAUGUAGUUACACUGUCUAAUAACUCUAUGAAGCUUUUUUCAAAUCGAGUUUUUGACUUCUUGAAUUUUAAAUAGUCCUAGGGGUAAACCUCAUUGCAUUAUCCCUCAGUCACCCUUAUGAUGAUUUCCACUUGAAUUUCUUACCUUAAAUUUUAACAGUAGUCAAAAGACUCAUUUAAACUUUUUUAGUUUCAAUCUAAAAAAUUUGGAACUCUUUUUUGGUUUGAUUCCUGUUUUCCUUUGGCAUUUUAGGCAUCUCAAAGACAGAAAGGAAAAGAUGAAAGAAAAGAAAAGGUUGUCACAGGAAAAUGCCAGCUUUGACCUAACGAAAGGUAUAUUUUACAUGCUGACAAACCCACAAGGACCUUUUUGCCCUGCUGUACUUAAAGGGGAAUACUCAGUUGUUAAAGAACAUAGAGAUUUAAAUGGGAAACCUUGUUAAAUCCAGUUGCAUUGAUUUUAAAUCAGACUUCAAAAAGAGUCUAACAGGACAGACUGACAACUUCUAAAAAAACCUUCACAGUUAUUCUCAUCAUGCCUAUGAAGCAUACAAAUGUUAGGUGUCAUUCAGAUGGUAAUAUUUCACCUCACCCAAAGGCUGCAGCCCCCUGACCUGUAUGCUUAUGCAACCAGUUUCAUCAAUCUUUCGAUUCUUCCUUUAAUUAAUAUCCAUACAUUAUCUGGCAAACAGGUGAUGACAAUAAUCAAACUUAUCAGGUAGAAGUUAUCAUCUUGAUCUAGCACCAAAUUCUCAUAACUAAUUUACAAGGAAGUGUGUAUCAGCUAGAGGGGAGAGUUAACAAUAAAAUAUUGGGAGUUAAGAUUACAUGAAGCUUUGUUUUGUAAAAGCUUGGCCUGAUAAACUGCCACUCUUUUGGAAGAGAGUCAGAGCCUGUAUUUCCCCAAGAGAAAUGAAGAAACAAAGAUUGGGUUUGAGAGACUGGUAACAAUCCAUACCAUGCAAUUAACACCUGUGCUGAGGACUCAGGGUAAUGCCUGCUUGUUUGAUUUAUCAUUGCUUUGUUUUCAGAUAAUGUACGGUUUGGAGAUGUUGUUAUGCAGCCUCCCUCCAUAACAGCAAAGCCAAGAAAAGCUGCAGAAGCAAACAAGGUGUGUAGGGGUACUAGUCCUGUCCAGUUUAGGCUUGAUUAUUCUAGUUUAGUCUAGGCUAGCCUAGUCUAGGGGACUCGUAGCUAGUGUAGUCUCAGCUAAUCUGGUCUAUUAUAGCCAUGUCAAAGCUCUUUUAGUCCUACACUGUUUGGUCUUCUCUGGCCUAGUGUACUCGUAUCUAAUCUGGACUCCUCUGGUUUGGUCUCAUUGAGUCAAGUCUAGAGCCUUCAUAGUUAUUCUCAUUGUUGUCCAGUUUUGUCUAAUUUCGCGUUGACAAGGGGUUAACUCACAAAUUACCAGCUUUUUGAUAUUUGCUAUAAUGAAACUUUACAUGAAGUUCACACUAGUAUGGACUAGUACAUAUCUUGCUCUCGCCAAGAGAGAAUGCUUACUUGGAACAUCAACUUUAGAAACUCUUUACUGGGGCCAAUUUACAAAACUCAGUUGACAAAACAGAAUUCUCAUGUAAUAUGGAAUUUAUUCCCUUUACAUUUAACGAUUACUUGCCAAAGGCAAAGUGAUUAUUGUUGGAUAAUCCUCUCAACAAUUUUCAACAAUAUUCACUUUGCAUUUGGCAAAUAAUUGUGCACUAUUCUGUUUUGCAGUUGAUUCUUUGUUGCAUGUCCUAAAAAAAAUUAUCGUGAACAUGGAGACCAUUGCAUUUUCUUCUAUCUUUGGUCAUCACUGAACUUUGCAUUUAUUUGAUUGUUUUCUGUCCUAGGGAUCAAAGGCGCUGUUGUUGCACUCACUAAUCCCACAGAAUACAAAAGACACAAAUGUGCAGAAUAGGACUCCAGAUAAUUCUGGGAUUCCCAAAACCAAAAAACGUAAGCACAUGUCAGCUCUUGAGCAAGAAAAAGCUGACAAGGAGAGAGAACAUGCCAUCAUGGCCUACAGGAUGAUACGGAAACAACGUCUUCAAGAAAAGGAAGAAAUCGUGUGAAACAUUAGAGAAGAGGUGCGGACACCUCAGGUACAUUACCCUGAAGCAGGAUGUCUUUUUUUUCGCAGACAAUUAUGGUCCGCACUGACCUUUUAAGAUGAUCAUACAAGAUGUAUUGGGAAAUAAGAAUAUGACAGAAAGAAUGGUUGUCUGUAACCAGAGAGAUGCACUUAUGGUUUAUUUGAGGCUGGUGUCACAAAGUUUACUUUCUCAAAUGUGAGGUCACAGAACAGAUGAUUAAUGGUGUUUAAGUCAGUGUGGUUGUUCACUGACAGUGGUGAAAAAAGAAAAAAGCGGAAAUUAAAAAUUCAGUCAUUUUGCCUUGAAUUGAAUCUUUCUUGGACAAUCUACAUGAAGCUGUGUAGAUUUGCCCAAAGUUAAUGUGUGCAGAGAUCAAGAUCAGUAAGGCAAGCAAAAACAUUGUAUCCAGACAUGACGAGAAAGAGUGCUGUCGAGCUACUUAAAUGAUAUGUAUAUCAACUACAUAAAAAACAAUUUACCUUCACAAAGAGUAUUAUAGAUGAAAGGAAAUAUUUUGAUCUCAUUGGUGUCUUUCUGUUAUAUGUUUGUUAGAGAUUAAAAAUUUUAAUGCUUGAUGACAAUGGCGAUUUGCUUGGGUAUAUAGAAAGCAUAUUGAGUGGUGAGCUGUACAGAAGGC